Ostertagia ostertagi is the source of this 354-nucleotide messenger RNA. The record is from the annotation of a GenBank genome assembly. Lineage: Eukaryota; Metazoa; Nematoda; Chromadorea; Rhabditida; Trichostrongylidae.
AUGGAUCCCUCACUGACGUCGCGCCAUCCAAAUCCGAUGCUGAACAGCAUCGACGACAAUAUGUUGAAUUCGCAAUUAUUAGGAGAUAUUAAAAAUGAAUCAUCGUUGGGCGGAGCAGCAACAGCACCGAUCAACGUGCACCUGCCAAUGCAGCUUAACAUGCUGAACUUCAGGCCGAUCAAUCCCCAACAGCUGCCUUCCGUACAUCAUCUGACGUCUACAUCGUUGCCGGUUUCGGUACCAAUGGAUUACAGUAUCCACAAUGAGACGCCAAAUGUUGCUCAUCCGCAGUACAUUGUCACCACUCAACCGGAUAUGAUGUUACCGCAAGGCAUCGGCUAUCAGCAUCACGGG